Notothenia coriiceps (black rockcod) is the source of this 890-nucleotide messenger RNA. Its product is annotated as secretory carrier-associated membrane protein 3-like. Gene Ontology annotation, biological process: protein transport. The coding region runs from base 357 to 875 and encodes 172 amino acids. The transcript has 5 exons. Lineage: Eukaryota; Metazoa; Chordata; Actinopteri; Perciformes; Nototheniidae. The record is from RefSeq and is a predicted model, not a curated record. Gene Ontology annotation, cellular component: trans-Golgi network membrane; recycling endosome membrane.
CACAUGACCGCCAGACUUGUGCUGGUUACUUCCGGUUCCUCGGCUGUUUUUCUUGCGGGAGAAAGCAUCUGCUCUGCUAUGAUCCGGAUCCUGACAGCCCGGGACUAGAGAGGAGACACACACCGGGGAACACAGCGUUCAACUUGUCCGUUACCGUGUUCACCUGUUCCCAAAACUGUGGAGAGAUGACCACCGGAGGGGCGGGUAGCUUGUUGACUGGAUACACUGACUAACACCGCCCUUCCUCUCGAUUAACAAAAGAACCAAGCGCAUCUUUUUGAUCUGCUGGAAGAGACUAGCAGCGAGCGGUGGCUAAUUGACAUUAGCUCCCCUUUCCAUAACACCAAGCCAUCGAUAUGUCAAAAUACACAAGCUUUCCAGAGCCAAUGGAGGACCCCAACCCUUUCCAGGACCCUGCAGUGACUCAACACAGCAGCAACACGGGUUAUGCCACACUGGACCUUUACAACCCGUUUGAUAACACUACUGGGCCUGGGCCUCCACCUCCGUAUGAAGCCACCUCUCCCUCUGUUCCACCUGUGCCGGCUCAGACUCCCCCCAGCAGGACGACGCCCACUGAGCCUCGCAACUAUGGCUCCUACACCUCCCAGACGGCAGUGAACGCGACCACAGCAGAGCUGCUGAGGAAGCAGGAGGAGCUGGAGAAGAAAGCCCGGGAGCUGGAGAGGAGAGAGCGGGAGCUCGAGUCACACGCCCUGGGACCCGGAGCCAACCGUCAGAAUAACUGGCCCCCGCUGCCAUCGUUCUGCCCUGUGGGCCCCUGCUUCUACCAGGACAUCAAUGUGGAGAUCACGCAGCACUUCCAGCGCACCGUCACCAUCAUGUACUACUUCUGGAUGUGUGAGUUCCUCUAACCUUUACUCUGCACU